Molecule: messenger RNA, 984 nt
Organism: Caenorhabditis remanei
Lineage: Eukaryota; Metazoa; Nematoda; Chromadorea; Rhabditida; Rhabditidae
Exons: 3
Coding region: 1-984 (327 amino acids)
Biological process (GO): regulation of dephosphorylation; regulation of signal transduction
Cellular component (GO): cytosol
Molecular function (GO): protein phosphatase 2A binding
Source: RefSeq, a predicted model, not a curated record
AUGUCAGAUUUAUCAGAUGAUGAAGUUUCUCUCCAAGCUCUCUUUGAUCCUGUAAAAAAGUUGGUAUGUGACAUUGAGGAUGGAGUGUUUUCAACAUCAGAUUUGCAACCCCGUCUCAAAACAGGAAUCGAAAGUCUACAGUUAGUCACCAAACAAGUGAAUCAAUUGAGGCUUUUUUCAUCGAACGAGCAGAUUGAAGACGUACCAACGAAUUCUCUCCCCUAUCUGAUGGUUCCCUGCUUUUUAGGAAUUUUUCAUCAAAACCUGAUGGUUGAUCCUAGCUUAAAACUCGAAGAACUGAGAAAAGCGAAAGUGUAUCUACGGAAUUUUCUGAACAGACUUCGUGAUAUGUGUUUGAUAAAAACCAGGCUACCAUGGGAAGAUGAAGACUUAGAAAGUAAAGACUUGCUGCGAGAAAAACCGAAGAUGGCAGUGGAAGAAAUUCGGCGAUUGAAGUUAGAACGUCAUAAGAAGAAACAGGAGCUUAAAAUGACUGAGCUUAGAAUCAAGAAACAAUUUGAAGCAGUGUCAAUCGAUGAACAGAAUCUAAGAGAGCUUUAUAUUACACAACUUCUUUUUUGGAGCGAACGUUCCAACGAAGAGCUUCAAGCCAUAGAUGAUGAACUUCCACUGCUGAAAAUGAUGGCUGAUCGAGCUGCACACCCGAACCGUAACACAUCAAUUCCCGAGCCCCUCAAGACUGUUCCGGCUCUGAAGCCAUUUAUAAUAACCAGAGAUGCGCAACAGAAACAAGUUUUUGGCCUUGGGUAUCCGGGAAUUCCAGCAAUGAGUGUCGAUGAAUGGUAUCACCAAAAGUUCGGAUGUAACCCACAAAAUGUACCUACUUCGUCAGCUCCUCAAACUGAUCAACAGAUAGAAUCAGAAGAGGAAGAUGACGAUGAGGCGAGAGCAAAGGGUAUGCGAUGGGAUGAAUACAAAGAUGAUCAUCGGCGCGGUUGGGGAAACACUCACAAUAAAGGAUAA